UUAAAACCCAAAAAUAUAAAAAUAAAAUAAACUCAUCAGAGAAGCUGAGAAAUUCAUUUGUGUUUUCCGGCUAGCAAAUGGCAACCACUGUGAUGACUUCUCUCCCUCAAUUUUCUGGGUUAAGACCCAACUUCUCAGCAGCUCCAGUGAAAACCCUGGCAGCUGUUCGACCAAUGAAGAGAAAGGGAAAUGGAGCACUGGGUGCUCGCUGUGAUUUCAUUGGCUCCCCCACUAACUUGAUAAUGGUGACGAGUACAAGUCUAAUGUUAUUCGCGGGGAGAUUCGGGUUAGCUCCAUCGGCAAAUCGAAAGGCGACCGCAGGAUUAAAGCUAGAAGUGAGGGACUCAGGGCUGCAAACAGGCGACCCAGCUGGAUUUACACUUGCAGACACUUUGGCUUGUGGUGUUGUGGGUCAUAUUAUUGGUGUUGGUGUUGUUCUUGGCCUUAAGAAUCUUGGUGCUUUGUAAAUUAAUUUCGAAUCUUUAUUUUGAUGAAUAUGUAAAUUUUUUUUUUCAAAUUACGAUCUAAUUGUUAUGAAUAUGUUAAUACCCACUUUUUGCC
Molecule: messenger RNA, 561 nt
Organism: Carica papaya (papaya)
Lineage: Eukaryota; Viridiplantae; Streptophyta; Magnoliopsida; Brassicales; Caricaceae
Gene: PSAK
Product: photosystem I subunit K
Biological process (GO): photosynthesis
Cellular component (GO): photosystem I; membrane
Source: RefSeq, a predicted model, not a curated record